Molecule: messenger RNA, 1342 nt
Organism: Cadophora gregata
Lineage: Eukaryota; Fungi; Ascomycota; Leotiomycetes; Helotiales; Ploettnerulaceae
Exons: 2
Coding region: 106-1236 (376 amino acids)
Source: RefSeq, a predicted model, not a curated record
CAAAGUUUUGGCUUACCACGACCAAAAAGCGGGGCAAGAACCUGCCAAUAUCAACCCCGCCAUGUCCGAGCUGUACCUGCAUUCAGCGUUACAACCAACAUCGAAAUGGCGAAGUUUUUAGACAAGCUGAAUCACAAGAUUCAGGAAUACUCCUCCGGAUCCAGCUCCAAUGCCCCUCAAAUCCCCUUCUCAACCAAACCCACCACACCACUCAACCCUCACGAAACCGCCGACUUGCCCGACCCUAAAACAUUCACAGCGGACGAAAAUAAGAAAUGGAAGAUCACGAAGCUAGGUCCCAUCUACUCGAGUUCUAUCAAGCGUCUAGGCUGGGACAAAGGCCGCACCUCAACCUUGGCCGGAACGACGUUUUGGAAUUUCGGCGAUGUGGUUUCUCUGGAUGGGCCGAUGAAGAAUGGCUUUUCUAUGGGCGCUGCAUGGUAUGCGAGUCCAAAUAACAUACUGGAAGUGGACACGAAAGAUUGCUCGAAUGUGGCACAUUGGAAUUUCGCAAAGCCGCAUGAGAGCGACCCGGAGCCGUGCGGUGAGACGAAGCAUUGGGGGAUGGAUACGUCGAAUAUUGCUGAAGUGGAACAUGGGGUGGGAAUUGGAUUUGUGUGGGAGAUUUGGAGGAACACGACUGGAAAAGAGGUCAACAGGGGAUUGGGUAUAAUCAGGGUCACGCUUGGGGAGAAAGCUCCUAUCGCCGAGAGAGUUGGACCGUUGGUAACGGGACCGGAUGAGUUGCAGGUGGGCUUGAUGACGAUUAUCAAUGCUGAGGGAUACAUCUACACAUACUCCAACGCUGGCCUAACAGGUAUUGUCGUCGGGCGCGCCAAAGUCGCCGAAGCAUUCGACGCAACAAAAUACGAGUUUCUCCGCUGCGACGGACGCUGGGUUCGCGGUAUUCCUAAACGCAACGACAUCGGCUACGGUAUCCAAACAAUUGGGAAGAACCAAGAUAAGAUUCACAGUAACAAUCAGGGAAGCAUCAUGUAUAAUAAGUACCUGCGGAAGUAUAUGCUGUUUACGUGUAUGUAUGGCCAUGCGACGAAUUUCUAUAUGAGCGAAACGCCGUAUGGACCAUGGACGACGGAGUAUAGGUUGUUGGAUAACACGCCGGGGUAUGGGAUCAAUGUGCAUCCGGAGAUGAGUGAGGAUCAUAGGGUGUUGUAUAUUUCGAGUGGGACGAUGCAGAAUGUUAUUUCUAUGUGGAAAGUGGAGUUUGGGUAUUGAAUGGGGGCGGAUUAUGAAAGGAAGGGUGUACAAUUUUGAGGAAGUAAGUCGAAGGAUCGAAAUAAUACAAUGCCCUUUCCAGCAAUGUUUAAUUGCUCUCAAUCGU